AGGGAGAGGGAGAGGGAGAGGAAAGAGAAUGAUGUUCCGAUGAUAAGACUACUAGCGGGGGUAGUUGCCAGCAGAGAGUCCUUUCUGAAUCAUCAUCCGAUUUCAUCGUCCGAGAUUUUCUCUCUCUCCCUCUGUCUCUUUCCCUCUCUCGUUCCCGUUACAGAAAUCCUUUCUUGUCAGCAAACUCUCUCGAAGGCGAGGACAAGUCCCGUUGACGAUCGGUCGGUCGGCAAGUUUUGAGAUCAUUAUUUCUGCCUUGGUAGCCCUCUUCUUGUGAUACGCCUAGCUGUCAACGGCUCCAAUUCGAAAUUCGGUCAAAUUUUGUGACUUAAAACGACGAACGAAGAAUAAUUCCCUUCCUUCUAUCAUAAUACAUACUCGUGUUUUUCUUCUUCUUUUAAAUUUGCUCGUCCUCUCGUAAACGUUAUUAUUUAAUUGAUCGGCAAAGUAAUAUGUCAAGUCAAAGUGUUGUUUUAAAGUGUCAUCGUCGUCGUCGAUCGAUUGGAAAUAUUGAAAAAAUGAAGGAAAAGUGAUAGAAGAAAAAGGUUUCAAUGCUAAAGUUCUUAGAUAUUGUGGCUUAUUCGAUGUGUUCUUCGGUUAUUUAAGUUAAAUAUGCAAGAACAACAGCAAGAAGAACGACACGAUAUCGGUGGUGGUGGUGCCGCCGCAGCUGCCGCCGCCGAUUGUUGCUACCAACAAUGGCCAACGCAGCAGCAUCAACAAUUGUCGAUGGUACCGUCACCGAUGCAACAAAUGGAAGCGUGUUUACAAAGCGCAGGCAGAGUUAAACGAUCCCGAAGUCCAACAAAUUCAAACAAGUCCUCUUUGGCGUCGGCGCACGCUUCGAAUCCGCCGGCAGUAACAUCGGUGGUAGCUACCUCUUCCUCUUCGGCGGAUCUUAGAAACGACAGGAACAAUAAUAAUCGUCAUCAUGGUGAUCACCACCAUCAUCAUCAUCAUCAUCAUCAUCAUCAUCAUAAUAACGUCACCAAUAAUCAUCACCAUCGACGUAGAAGCGACGAGGAUAAUGAGGAAAUCGGCUCGAAGAUUCCGCUUCAUCCGGCGCUCGCUGGAGCUGGGGCAGCGCUCGAGGCUAAACCACUUUGGGAAGAAUUCCAUCAAUUGGGAACAGAAAUGAUCGUGACCAAAGCUGGAAGGAGAAUGUUUCCUACUUUUCAGUGUCGACUUUUUGGUUUGGACCCAAACACGGAGUAUCUUUUGGUCAUGGAUUUUGUCCCGUGCGACGACAAAAGAUACAGAUAUGCUUUUCACAGCAGUGCUUGGGUCGUUGCUGGUCGGGCCGAUCCAGUUUCACCACCCAGGAUUCACAUGCAUCCUGACAGUCCUGCCAGCGGAGCUCACUGGAUGAAGCAACCGGUCUCUUUUGACAAACUCAAACUAACCAAUAAUCAACUCGAUGACAACGGCCACAUCAUCUUGAAUUCGAUGCACCGAUAUCAACCGCGAUGUCACGUGGUGGUCGCCCCUUCUCCUCCAGGUUCAGCACCAGAUCCAAGGACGGAAAAUUUCAAAACGUUUUCCUUCCCGGAGACGAUAUUCACCGCGGUCACGGCUUACCAAAAUCAUCGUAUAACGCAAUUGAAAAUUGCUAGCAAUCCUUUUGCCAAGGGUUUUCGAGAUUGCGAGUCCGACGAUUGCGACACCGUGGCCACCGCCACCGCCGCCGCCGCCGUUUCCUCGACCAUGCAACAGCAGAAUCCUGCCAAGAGAACAGCACCAAGUUCUACCAGUGGCACCGUAGUAAACGCUAACUCUAAUGUUAUUUCCGCGAGCGGAUAUCCUAACGCUAUUAUACCGCAGGGAAUGCAAAUACCUAACUUGUCGAGUCAAGAACAUCAUCAUCAUCAUCACCAUCAUCAAUUUUAUCCUACGGCUCCUACGGGACCUUGGUCCUCUUAUCCACCUCCCCCUCCUCCCCCGCCGCCACCUCAUUCACAUCACCACGGACAAUCGAAUCCUCACGUAAAUUCUUCCCUUCAUUAUCCUCAUCCGCAUCCUGCGCACCCUGCACACCCUGCUCACCCUGCUCACCCUGCUCACCCUGUUCACCCUGCGCAUCCCAGUACGUCUCUUUACGGACCACGAUAAUUGAAUUGAAUUGAAUUGAAUAUUGUAUAUUUAUAUUGUAUUUAACGUUAGAUAUUUUCUAUAACGACGUUCGUUAGAAAACAUUUGAUAUGCAUAUACUAUUAUAUACAUAGGUAUCUUAGGAUUUGCGUUAAAAUGUUAACCAGUUCGAUCGUAAGUUCGACGUAACGUCGUUCAAGAAGGAAAGUGCCUUUUGUAGGAGCAAAGUGCGUCUAUUUAUACGAGGUAUCUCAAAUGCCGAACGAGCCUAAAACGCUCUCUUGAGCCAAGACGGGAAUGUAAACGCUCCGUGACAACCCAUGAGAGUGCGGGACCGUUAAGUGCCUUAAUAAAUUAUGCCUCGAGUAUCGUGCCAUUGUACUUUUAAGUUUAGAGAAGAGUUGCGUGCUUUUCCAAUUUAACGAACAUUUCGACUAGUUAUCCGAUCAAAAAUGCGACUUUUCUUUAACGUACUAAACUACCUUACUAGUCUACUUUUUGUUUUCAAAAUAAGCACAAAUACACCAAGUUUCCAAACAAAUUGUAUUCUUUUUAUCACUUUCAUUCCAAAAUUUCCUAAAUUCUGAUCGAACAAACACCUAAAGUCGUAAGACUACUACGACUUGGAGUAUCUUCUGGCAGUGGCCGUGAUGCACGCGGCACCUACGGAGAGACAGACGGACGUGCCUCUUGAUUGAUGACCGAGUACCAAACGACGACGCGCUGUGUAAACAUAUUAGCGUAUCCUUAAUGACCACGGAUACAUUUUCUCAUUGGCAAAGAACAUUUUGCGGUUACAAGCAAGUAUUACUGAAUAUUUUUUGAAAAAGAUUCAAUUGUAAACGAGGGUCACUGUCAAGCAAUGUUCUAAUUUCUCUGUCUAGUAAAUG
This is a messenger RNA of Polistes dominula (European paper wasp), 2978 nucleotides long. RefSeq lists its product as uncharacterized. Gene Ontology annotation, biological process: positive regulation of DNA-templated transcription; regulation of transcription by RNA polymerase II; cell fate specification. NCBI's taxonomy places the organism in Eukaryota, Metazoa, Arthropoda, Insecta, Hymenoptera, Vespidae. Gene Ontology annotation, cellular component: chromatin; nucleus. The record is from RefSeq and is a predicted model, not a curated record. Gene Ontology annotation, molecular function: RNA polymerase II cis-regulatory region sequence-specific DNA binding; DNA-binding transcription factor activity, RNA polymerase II-specific.